UUCUUCUUUGAUCUCUAUUCUGGGUGAUGAGCCUUCCAUUGGGAAUGCGCAGUCCUACCUGGAGGCGGCCAGCACAGUGUCCGGUAUCAUCACCGAUCUGGACGCCGUCAUCUUGUUCGCGAGUUCCGGUACGCUCCACUUACCCGUGCGCGAUGAUGUUGAGGCAGCCCUCUUGGAUGCUCGCGUUGAGCAUGCUCGUGGACGUUCUCGGCCUUUGGCGACUAAUCGGUUGCUCAAACGUGACACCGGGGCUGGCGGACUUUCGGUGAGGUCGCGUGAAGAGCUGAGCUCUGAGAAUGGGACAAUCGGUUACCUGGAAGAAGGCGAUCUUGAACUGGACGCCUCUGGACCGGAUAAACUACUUGUUGGCACACAUCGUUCUAGAGGUCCUGGCAGAACUCGUGAUAUUCAUUCAGACACGUGGUGUUUGUUUGAC
Protopolystoma xenopodis is the source of this 436-nucleotide messenger RNA. The record is from the annotation of a GenBank genome assembly. NCBI's taxonomy places the organism in Eukaryota, Metazoa, Platyhelminthes, Monogenea, Polystomatidea, Polystomatidae.